GUCAACCAUGGUCAGAACGGUGAGAGGCAGCGAACAGCAGAGGUCUAACGUUAGCACAGCUACUCAUUAGGACAGAGAGACUGUACUGUGAAGACAUUUUGCUGUGAACAUUUCUGAAAGCAAAUGUUAACCUUCGGAUAGUACAGUUUGCUAGAUUGUCUAGCGUUCCAGAAGCUAGCUUUCAGUCUACUAACAGGUGUUCUGCGGUGGAAAUAGCAAAAAUGUCGUCUCCAAGUCCGGGUAAAAGGCGAAUGGAUACCGAUGUGGUGAAACUCAUUGAGAGCAAACAUGAAGUCACCAUCCUCAGUGGACUCAAUGAAUUUGUAGUGAAGUUUUUUGGACCACAGGGAACACCAUAUGAGGGGGGCGUGUGGAAGGUGCGAGUAGAUCUUCCUGAUAAAUACCCUUUCAAAUCGCCAUCAAUAGGAUUCAUGAACAAGAUUUUUCAUCCCAACAUUGAUGAAGCGUCAGGGACAGUGUGCUUAGAUGUCAUCAACCAGACAUGGACAGCCCUCUAUGAUCUGACCAACAUCUUUGAGUCGUUCCUGCCCCAGCUGCUGGCCUACCCAAACCCCAUUGACCCACUGAAUGGAGACGCAGCUGCCAUGUACCUUCACCGGCCAGAAGAGUACAAGCAGAAAAUCAAAGAGUACAUCCAGAAAUAUGCAACAGAGGAGGCUCUAAAAGAGCAGGAAGAGGGGGCAGGAGACUCUUCGUCCGAAAGCUCAAUGUCUGAUUUCUCAGAAGACGAGGCCCAGGAUAUGGAGUUGUAGUGAUUGGAGGGCUCCCCCAUCCUGCCUCCUCCUUUAAGCCCCACAGAGACUAUAUUUGAUUUCCUAACCAUGAAAAAGCAGACUUAUAUUAUUCAUAUUUAAACAAGUUGAUUUUUUUUAUUAUUAUUAUUAUUAUUACUAAACAAGGAUUUUUAUGGAUAUCUAACCCUUGGUGUGUUUGACAGACACCCCUUCGAUUCUGUAGCUGUUUCCCCCUACACACACACACACGUCGCGAUUGCUUUCACAAUCUCUUCAUUUUUUAAGGUGUGUCACGUAGUCAUAACCAGACCAGUUCCUCAUUUCUGUAUUCAUAUUUAGUUUUUAAGUAUUUAUAAGAAUCCAGUUUGACCUGAAACCUAGACUCCUAUUUCUUUGUUUAUAUCACUUCACUCUGACCAACAUUUUAGUCAUUGCUCCACAAGAGAGCCACUUAGGCCUUGCUGUCCUCGGGGCAGAGCCCUUCAAUAUCAGUCUAUUAGAGCAGACAGUAUUUUUCAAAGGUGCAAAAACAUACAAGUAUCCUGGCACACUUUACAUUAAUAAUAAAGAAAUGAUCAGUCUGAAGGCCAUCUUUGCUGUUACUCAACUUUUGUUACACUUUGUCGUCCUGCUACAGCUGCCUGUCUGUAUUUGCCACUGUGCAGCGUAAAAUAAAUACCUAACAACAAUGUCAGGUUUGUGAGGAAAUAAAGAUAACUACAACUUAAGUCAAAAAGACAUGUUUGGAGGGCUUUGGAUAUUGAUAUACAGAAAAAGCUGUACUGUGUAUACUGAAUUGUUGAGUAUUAUAGGAAUGAAGGCUGUAGUGGAGAUCCUGGUCAGACUCACUUGAUGUGAUGGGAACUGAAAAUAGACCAGAGUUACCCUUUAACUACAGACCAUGUGACCUGGUGUUCAGUUCAAACACAUUAACACCAACAUUUCAUGAGCAGAGUGCCACUGGUUUACAGUUAACUGAAUCCUUAAUAUUAAAACAUCUUUUUUUUUCUACAAUCCAUUUUCUUGUGCAACACUCUUUUGAGUUACUUUGAAUGUAGGAAAAGUUAGUUUUAACUCUAGUAAAAGCAACCAAAACGGUCACGUGGUUACAGAGUGGAUCUGAGUGGAAGUAAACAGUGAUUUGAGGAUCUAGAUUCAGGUUGAUGUAGUUGUGGUCCUACUCACAUUCCACUCUUCCCUGCAGUUUGCUCCAAUGCAUGUCCUGUAUACUGGUCCAACCUGUGGUAUGUACCUCGACGGCACCGUCGUUACUCAUACACUUAGAGUAUAUUUACCUAUUAGGGUAACUACUUUGAUAACACGUUAGAAGAUUACUAGGGAGGACCCAAUAUAUGAUAUUUAGGCCCAUAGGAUUUUUAUUUAGGGGAAUUGACUUCACGUGUACAUCAACUUCUUACUUAAAGAAGAAACUAAGAAAACCCAGGCAUCCUUCAUUGUUGGUUCAAUGUGGUGGAUUAAGAUGUAAAUCCAUGAUGAAUGGAAAGAGAUUGCAAUCGUAGCUUUGAUUUUUGGCUCUUUUUUUUCCCUCUGCUUUAUUUCUUGUACUUUUCACUUUUUGCCGAUGGGGGGGCAGCACGUUUGCUUUUUUUUUUUUUUUUUUUUGUGUGUGUACAGCAUCUACCUUGUACAGUGAUUUAAAAAAAAACAAAAAAAAAAAACAAAGGACUCUCAGUAGCCUCAUGAGAACUCAGUGUAGAGCCUAAAACACUGACGGUGUAUUUUGCCUGGCUAAUGUGGCAGUCAAACUACCUAGACAACCUUGAAAUGUAUUCACUUCAGUGAUUGCAGUAAGAAUGACCAGUUGCUUUGUGGCAGAUUGUGGAUCCUGAGUGGGAGAUUCAAGGCUGAGUCAUACUUGGAUCACCUUAUCACCUAAUAACCCCCUUUUCUGUGCCUCAUCACAUAAAGAAGGUGACCAUUGAAUAAGUCCCUGAAACCAUUAUUCCAAAAAGCCAUUAUGAUAAAAUAAAAUUUAAAAAAAGCAGUAAGCACAUUGUUUUUACUCAACCUACUUUUCCUCUCCCCUUCCUGCAAUUUGAUCUUGUGCGAUUUAUGAUAUAACAUCUACCUUUUCCUGAACAUCACUCUUUUGCAGGUUUGGUGGAUUACCCAGGGCUGAGUGGCAUUGGGUGUAUUUGAGCUAAUGUAGGUUUGUUAGACUUUUAUGGCUCAGGUUUGAAAUACAGGAGUUUGGUUGUAUCUUGCAUAGUGAUUAACAUUUUCACACGGAGAGUACUGAUGGGAUUAGAAUCAUGCUAAUAUUCGUUGAACUGUGAUUUUUUGACAUGUCAGGAUAGUUAGUUUCACUGGGUGGUGACUUCAACUAAACAACAUAUGCUAUAUCGCUGUUUUACAGAUAGAGUUAGCUAGUUUGGUAUACGUAUCCGAUAAAGCAUUCACUGCUCAUCUGAGUUUUAGUUAGUGUCUGUUGUGUGGUUAUACGUAAGAUACUCCAUAGACAUGCCUGCUUGUCCUCCUCUUGCAGAUUCAGAGUUGUACAGAUCAGUGUGAAUGAUUUCAAACUAGGGUGACCUUUGACCUGUAGUGAGCCUGAUAGAUCUAACUGUACAGAAAUCAAAAGUGUGGUUCAGCCUGUUUUAAGAGAUUGGGUUUUCUCCAAAGUCAUAAUUUAAUAAGACAUUUGAUAACAGGUUUAGGUUGAAAACAUAUCUUUGGUUUGUUUUAUUUAUCAAAGGAGUUUGGCUGUUUAAAGCUAUGGGAUCAUUGUUUUCUCAUCCAACCUAUAAGAGGUUUUGGAUGUCAGCUCAGGGUUCGAGCAGGAUGAACCCAUUUUAACUGAAGCAAAGGUAAUUUUGCAAUGGUAGAUAUGUCCUCAUAUGAAGACUCCAAGUCUCACAAUUGGCUCACAGUUCCUCCAUGCUAAGCUGCUGAUACAGCUGUAUUUCUUCAAGAAAGAGAACUGCUACUUUGUUUUUAUCGAAGUCAUUUAAGCGCCGCUGUUAUGAUUCAGAUGAAUUACUACUCUGAGAUUUUGAGAGAUUUUUUCUUUGUUUUAAUUCAAAUUAGAAUACUUGUUUAAUUUUACAUUUCUGCAUUAUUGUAAUCGAGCGCUGAAAAUAUGGUAUGUCCAAGUAAAGAAUUGUAAAAUAAAAAAUUAGCAUGAUUAUGCAGUGGUGCAGCAGGGAACCAAUGAUAUUUUUGUCUCUUUCAAAACCAGGAUUUUGGGUAAAAUUCUAGGUUUGGUGUUAAGCAUUGUGAAUCUGCUGGGCAAUAAAUGGAUGAUCUUCUCAGCUGUGGCCUGGUGGUAAACAUAACAACCAGCUGAUCUUCACAGUAGUCUCGCUUGUUCCUGUUCUCUCUGAUCCGACUCAUUAUUCAAUGUCAAGUCAAAAAAAAUGCUGCCUUUGUGUUUCAGGUUAAAUUCAUGAACUAAAGGAUAUCGCCUCAAACCAGUGAAUGAUCGUACUUCCAACUGCAACUUGAAUUCUAAACAAUUUUUGAGUAUUGAAAAAUGUUUAUGGUUAAUGUCCUUAUGGCUUUCACCCCUCCUCUUCUUUUUCUGCUCAAAGACCACAGGCUCAGGUCAAAUGAAAAAAAAAAAUUAACAUCCCACAGUUUUAAACAGUGAUUUCAAAGAAGUGUAACCCCCAUGAUGGGAUUGAUGGAGCCUCAUGAUUGUGACUGCAGACCUGCAGAGAAGUGUCCAGCUCAGAGCCAUAGCCCCAUAACUCCUAUAAUGUAUCCACACACUCCCCUCACACUCUGCUGGAUAUAAUAAGGAGGAAGGGCCUCUACUAACUGAAUGGACAAGUUAGAUCUUAAACAUAGACAGGAUAUCCAGGGCCCAUUCUUCGUUUUAUCAGCACAGCUGCAGACAGCCAGCACCUUGAUCCUGUAGUAUCACCUCCCCCCAUGUGUUGACUUGAUCUUCUCGUGCACUUGCAUGCUUCUGGUGUGGAGUCGAGGCUGGCUCGGUGCACACUUCCCAUUCUGUCUCAGCCCUGCACUGGCCAACUGCCGCCGUCAGGGUAUUUGGCAGGCACACACAGCAUGGAAAAUGGCAGGUUUUUGUAAUAGAAACUAUGUAUUUGGUACUUAGUGUGUGAUACUUGAGGGUUAAAAAGUCAAAAAGUUUAUUUUCUGUUUUCAAAAGUCCAUCCUCUGUCUUAUUUUUAUCACCCCCUUUGCCCUCCUCCUCUUGUUUUUUCUUUGCAUUGUGAAGUGGGCAUGCUUGUCAAAAAGGACAAAUGCUCUCUAUUAAUAGGCUUAUAACCUCAUAAAUAGUUGUGUAUAAAAUAAACUGUUAUAACUUCUUUUUUAAUAAAACAUUCAAUGUGUAUAAAUGGU
Sphaeramia orbicularis (orbiculate cardinalfish) is the source of this 5084-nucleotide messenger RNA. RefSeq names its product ubiquitin-conjugating enzyme E2H (UBC8 homolog, yeast) (gene ube2h). The record is from RefSeq and is a predicted model, not a curated record. The transcript has 7 exons. Lineage: Eukaryota; Metazoa; Chordata; Actinopteri; Kurtiformes; Apogonidae. Bases 222 to 773 code for a protein of 183 amino acids.